UCAUCUCCCGCCCCGAAAGAUUCAAAAUGGAUAGUAUAGAAGAACCUCAGAAAAAAGUCUUCAAGGCUCGAAAAACAAUGAGAGUGAGUGAUCGUCAGCAGCUUGAAGCAGUGUACAAGGUCAAAGAGGAACUGUUGAAAGCUGAUGUCAAGCUAUUAAAUGGCAACCAUGAAAAUGGAGAUUUGGACCCAACUUCACCUUUGGAAAAUAUGGAUUAUAUUAUUGACAAGGAGGAGGUGAAUGGCAUUGAAGAGCUUUGUUUUGACCCUGAAAAAAGUAAAUCAGAAUGGAAAGAAACCUCCUGUACCUUAAAUGUUAAUGUAAAAAAUAAGCAGGAUGAUGACUUAAAGCAUGAACCUUUGUCUCCUAAUAAUAUAGCUCCUGAACUAGUCUGUAAACUGGCUGCUGAACCAUCUUCUGAUGAGCCAGCCUCUGGUGAUCUGGCUAUGGGAGAUCCAGCUGCUGGAGACUCAGCCCCUGAAGAUCUGGCCUCUGAAGUACUAACCUCUGGUGAUCCUGCCUGUGGCGAUCCCACUUCUGGUGAUCCCACCUCUGGUGAUCUCACCUCUGGCGAUCCCACCUCUGGUGGAAUAGUCUCUGGUGAAACAGUCUCCAGUGAACCAUUCUCUGGUGACUUGGUCUCUGGUGAAUCAGUCCCUGGUGAAUCAGUCUCUGCUGAGCCAGUGUCUAGUGAUCCGGCCUCUGAUGAUUCAGCCUCUGGUGAUCUGUCCUCCGAAGCCCUGGCCUCUGAUGAUCCAGCCUCUAGUGAUCCGGCUUCUGGUGAUCCAGCCUCUGGUGAUCCAGCUUCUGGUGAUCUGCCCUCUGACGAACCCACUUCUGAUGAACUGACUUCUGAAUCAGCCUUUGAUCCUACCUUUGAACCAAGUUCUGUACCAGUUUGUGAAUCUGUUCCUGAAACUGACAUUACAGAGCCUAGUAGCAAUAAAGGUGGUGAUUUUCUUGAGAAAAAUAGUGAUGAUGGAAAGUUAGACCAAAUUUUCUCAUUUGACGAGAAAAAUAAGGCUGAUAAUAAUGUUGAUGGCGAUGAAGAAACUCUAGAAACAGAUGAUACAGUUAUUUGUUCAGAUCUACCUCCUGAAAAUGAAAAGAAGGUAAAGGAAGAUACUGUCACAGAACCUGCUCUUGGAGAGGAGGCUAUAUCUAGCAGUAUGGAAAUUGACCAAAGUGAAAAGAAUGAAAAUGAAAAUUCUGCAGACCUUUCAGAAACCAUUAGUGAAAAUGUUACAAAAGAUGAGAAAAAUGAGAUUAUCUUGGAAAACACAGAUUCUAUGGAGACAGAUGAAAUUAUUCCUAUUUUGGAAAAGCUUGCACCUGCCGAGGAUGAACUUACUUGCUUUUCUAAAACUUCUCUUCUUCCAAUUGAUGAGACAAAUCCAGAUUUGGAAGAGAAGAUGGAAGGUUCUUUUGGUUCACCAUCCAAACAAGAAAGUAGUGAGAGUUUGCCAAAAGAAGCCUUUUUGGUCCUUUCUGAUGAGGAGGAUAUUUCUGGUGAAAAAGAGGAGUCUGAAGUUGUACCACAAAAUGAAACAUGCUCUCCAGCAGAAGUAGAAACUAAUGAAAAGGACAGCAAACCUGAGGAAGAAGAGCAAGUAAUAAAUGAAGAUGAAAGACCUUCUGAGAAAAGUGAAUUUUCCAGAAGAAAGCGUUCUAAGUCAGAGGACAUGGACAAUGUACAGUCCAAACGUCGUCGAUACAUGGAAGAAGAAUAUGAGGCAGAAUUUCAAGUGAAGAUUACAGCCAAGGGAGAUAUUAACCAGAAGCUACAAAAGGUUGUACAGUGGUUGCUAGAAGAAAAAUUGUGUGCGCUACAGUGUGCUGUAUUUGAUAAGACUUUGGCAGAAUUGAAAACACGAGUGGAAAAGAUUGAAUGCAACAAGAGACAUAAAACAGUUAUUACUGAACUACAGGCCAAGAUAGCGAGGUUAACCAAACGCUUUGGAGCAGCCAAAGAAGAUCUUAAGAAAAGACAAGAAAAUCCACCAAACCCACCUGUAUCACCAGGAAAGUCUGUGGUUGACGUCAACAGCAAUAAUAACAAUGUGCCAUACAGAAAUGCAGGCACAGUGAGACAGAUGCUGGAGUCCAAAAGGAAUGUAAGUGAGAGUGCACCAACAUCCUUUCCAACCCCUGUGAAUACAGUAUCUUCAACCAAUCUUGUCACUCCUCCAACAGUUGUCAGUAGUCAACCUAAGUUGCAGACUCCAGUUACUUCGGGUUCUCUGACAGCAACAUCAGUUCUUCCUGCACCCAACACAGCUACAGUAGUUGCUACUACUCAGGUGCCUAGUGGAAAUCCCCAACCUACAAUCUCUUUACAACCUUUACCAGUGAUUUUGCAUGUACCUGUUGCGGUAUCCUCCCAGCCUCAACUCCUACAGAGCCAUCCAGGGACUUUAGUGACCAAUCAACCGUCUGGCAACGUUGAGUUCAUUUCUGUGCAAAGCCCACCUACUGUGAGUGGUCUCACCAAAAAUCCAGUAUCCUUGCCAGCCUUGCCAAACCCCUCUAAACCAAACAAUGUUCCUUCUGUGGCCAGUCCUAGUAUUCAAAGGAACUCUCCUGCCAGUGCUGCAACCUUAGGAACAACACUUGCUGUACAGGCUGUUCCAACAGCACACUCUAUUGUACAAGCCACAAGGACUUCUUUACCUACAGUAGGCCCAUCGGGACUCUAUAGUCCAUCAAAUAAUCGAGGUCCUAUACAGAUGAAAAUUCCAAUUUCUGCUUUUAGUACUUCGUCUCCUGCAGAACAGAGCAGCACUACUACCCCAAGAAUUGAAAACCAGACAAACAAAACAAUAGAUGCUUCUGUUAAUAAGAAAGCAGCUGAUAGCACAUCACAGAGUGGAAAAGCCACAGGCAGUGAUUCGGGUGGUGUCAUUGAUCUCACAAUGGAUGAUGAAGAGAGUGGAGCUUCACAAGACCCGAAAAAGCUAAAUCAUACCCCUGUGUCAACCGUGGGUUCUUCUCAGCCUGUGUCUCGACCAUUGCAACCCAUCCAGCCAGCACCACCUCUUCAACCAUCUGGGGUGCCAACAAGUGGACCAUCACAGACAACCAUACAUUUACUACCUACAGCUCCAACCACCGUGAAUGUAACACAUCGGCCAGUAACUCAGGUGACCACAAGACUCCCUGUACCGAGAGCGCCUGCAAACCACCAAGUGGUUUAUACAACUCUCCCAGCACCACCAGCUCAGGCUCCCCUGCGAGGAACUGUUAUGCAGGCUCCUGCUGUUCGGCAGGUCAAUCCCCAAAACAGUGUCACAGUUCGAGUGCCUCAAGCAACUACAUAUGUUGUAAACAAUGGACUAACCCUGGGAUCAACAGGACCUCAGCUCACAGUGCAUCACCGGCCACCACAAGUGCAUACUGAGCCCCCCCGCCCUGUGCACCCAGCACCCUUACCAGAAGCCCCACAGCCACAGCGUCUGCCCCCAGAAGCUGCCAGCACAUCUCUGCCUCAGAAGCCACACUUGAAGUUAGCACGAGUUCAGAGUCAAAACGGCAUUGUACUGUCAUGGAGUGUCCUGGAGGUAGAUCGAAGCUGUGCCACUGUGGACAGCUAUCAUCUCUAUGCUUACCAUGAGGAACCCAGUGCCACUGUGCCCUCACAAUGGAAAAAGAUUGGAGAAGUAAAGGCACUUCCCUUGCCCAUGGCAUGCACUCUCACCCAGUUUGUAUCUGGCAGCAAAUACUACUUUGCAGUACGAGCCAAGGAUAUUUAUGGACGUUUUGGACCUUUCUGUGAUCCUCAGUCAACAGAUGUGAUCUCUUCUUCCCAGAGCAGUUAAACCUUGGAGCCUCUAUCUCUUCCUCUUUCUGACUUCCACUUUUUGGUCUUGUUUUAAUCUUGUGCAUGAUAUCCAUUGUAAAAUCCACAUUGUGCAAGAUUUCUUGGACAGCUGUGUAUAUACACUACAUUUGUUUAUAAUCAGAAGUAAAAUAAACAGCCCAUAAAGCAAGAAUCUUCUCCUGGACAAUUGAAGCUUCAAGGUUUUGAAAUGUAAAUGUGCACCUUGCUUUAGUUUUAAGGCUGGGGAAUAUGUGUGGGUGUUUAUGUGUGUUUUUCCCUAUUUAUAUGUUUACUGCGGUGGAACCUCCUAUUUCCAUUCUCAAUUUUACCUCUCUUCAGGUAUUAAGUAAGUAGAUCGAGGGAUCAGAAGUAUGG
Puma concolor (puma) is the source of this 4192-nucleotide messenger RNA. It is a transcript of the gene ATF7IP, whose product is annotated as activating transcription factor 7 interacting protein. Gene Ontology annotation, molecular function: protein binding; transcription coregulator activity. Lineage: Eukaryota; Metazoa; Chordata; Mammalia; Carnivora; Felidae. Gene Ontology annotation, cellular component: transcription regulator complex; nucleus. The record is from RefSeq and is a predicted model, not a curated record. Gene Ontology annotation, biological process: regulation of DNA-templated transcription.